GGGUAUCGGUGCGGCUAGACUUAGAUGCUGUGAAACAUGGCAGGAUGGGAGUUGUUAAAGCUCUUAUUGGAUGAUGUUCAAGAACAUUCCACACUUAUUGGGAAAGUCUGGCUGACUGUACUUUUUAUCUUCAGAAUAUUUAUUCUGAGUGUUGCUGGUGAGUCAGUUUGGACUGACGAGCAGUCAGAUUUCAUCUGUAACACUCAGCAGCCUGGCUGUACCAAUGUCUGUUAUGAUCAGGCCUUUCCUAUUUCACAUGUUCGCUACUGGGUGCUCCAAUUUCUCUUUGUUAGCACACCUACCUUGAUCUACUUGGGUCAUAUGGUUUACCUGUCUAAGAAGGAGGAGAAGGAAAGACAGAAGGAGAAUGAGGCAAGCGAAGGACAGACAGAAGUACGUUCUUUUACUUCUAAGAAGAUAAGGAUUCAAGGGCCCUUAAUGUGUACCUACACCACCAGCGUAAUCUUCAAAAGCCUUUUUGAAGCUGGGUUCCUUCUCGGCCAGUGGUACUUAUAUGGCUUUGUGAUGUCUCCAAUAUAUGUAUGUGAACGGAUCCCAUGCAAACACCAAGUUGAGUGUUUUGUCUCAAGGCCUAGAAAAAACAAUAUUUAUCAUAUUUAUGCUGGUCGUUUCUCUCAUUUCUCUAAUGUUAAAUUUGAUGGAGCUUAUUCACUUAAGCUGUAAGUGUUUCCACCAUAGUGUAAAGGAAGGAGCAACUUGUCCUCAAACAGGGGUUCCCUUGCAUGGGUUAGGAAACAGACUACCACCACAGGAAUACAUCAAUCCCCCUCCUAGCAACCAAGACAUUGAUCUGCCAGCUUAUAACAAAAUCCCUGGGGGGCAGAAUUGGUCAACUAUCCAGAUAGAACAGCAAGCGAAUGGUCUUUUGAAACCCAAGUGUCAGUGUGACUGUUGGUCCCAAAGUGCUAUUUCUGUUGUGGUUUCUGGAGCACCAGGUAUAGUCCCCAAUUUGGAUGCUAUCAAAAGUAAUCACCAGACCUCUUCCAAGCAGCAGUAUGUUUAAUAAAAUAGUUUGAUAGUUCCCUUUCAAAUAUGAAAUUGUGUCAAGAAAGAACACUGCCUCCACUAGGCUUGACCUGUUCAUGUUGGUCUAAGUUAUACUAUACUAUAAAUUAUAAUUAUUAAACUAUAACUAUACUAUAAAUACUGUUAGAAAAAAGUAUAAUCUGUGUUCUAUAUGAUCCCUUGCUGCUGCUAUUGUGCACUAACUUUGAUUUCAGUGUUGUUAGGCACAGAUCCAUAGAUCCAAGUUCGUGUGUUGAGUCUCUAUAAAUGUGGAUGAAUCUGUGAUUUGGGGGGGGGGGGGGAAGGGGGAGAAGGAAUGUUGUUUUUGCACUCUAAGCUGAUAAAUGUCUAAACACAAAUUCAGCAUGUAUUGAUAAAAGAAAUAAAAUAUGAGCACUAUUAAAUUAUUUACAGUUU
This is a messenger RNA of Xenopus tropicalis (tropical clawed frog), 1443 nucleotides long. It is a transcript of the gene gja4.2, whose product is annotated as gap junction alpha 4 gene 2. The record is from RefSeq and is marked validated. Gene Ontology annotation, cellular component: plasma membrane; gap junction; connexin complex. Lineage: Eukaryota; Metazoa; Chordata; Amphibia; Anura; Pipidae. Gene Ontology annotation, biological process: transmembrane transport; cell communication.